ACGAGGCACGCAGUCUCUCCUCCUCUGCACUAUAAACACACACACACGCAGACACAGACCCUUCACACACACUGCUACAGAGACGAGAGACGACACACUUGGACUUCUUUCACUGGAUAUUUUCUUCUAUACGGUUGAAAGGUCUGCUGAGGAAUCAUGGGACUGCUGAAAGUCUCUGUCAUCUUUCUUCUUUCAUUAAUCACAAUGACUUUAGCAGAACCGCCUGGAUGCAAGAUCCGCAUCACCAACAGAGGACUGGAGAUGCUGAAGGCCGAGACAAAGAAGUUCGUGGAAGAAGAGUUGAGUAACAUCACCAUGCCAGAGAUGCGUGGUAAAGAGGGCCGCUUCCAGUACACCAUCAAAGAUGUGAAGAUCACGGAGCUGAACCUGACGUCUGACCUGCGCUUCCAGCCUGAUGUGGGGCUGCUGUUCGAGGUGCAGAACUCCUCCAUCACCCUCAACUUCCAGAGACGCAUCCUGUACUGGCUCUUUUAUGAUGAAGGAGCCAUCAACGCCUCCGCUGAAGGUGUCAACAUCUUCACAGUCCUCCAUCUCAUCAAAGACAAGGACGGACGUCUCAAGAUCUCCAACGUCACCUGUGAUGCAUUCAUCACCAAGAUGAGGGCCAGAUUUAGCGGGACCCUCGGGAGGGUUUAUGAUUUUAUCGGAACGUUCCUGACUACAGGAAUGCGCUUCGUCUUAAAUAAACAGAUUUGUCCUGCCUUGAACCAUGCUGCACUAGUUCUGAUUAACCAGCUACUGGAAACAAUCCCAGUGCGCACGGAGGUGGACAGUUACGUGGGCAUCGAUUACUCACUGCUAAAUGACCCCGUGGUGACAGAAACUAGCCUUGAUAUGGAUUUUAGGGGCAUGUUUUACGACCUGAAGAAUGAGAACGAGACACUCGUGAACUACGCUGUCAAUCCGGUAGUGAGAGAGUAUGAUCGUAUGAUCUAUCUCUCUCUCUCCGAGUACUUCUUUGACAGCGGCCUCUUCUCUUACUUCAAAGGUGGACUGUUCCAAAUGCAGAUAGCAAAUGAACGAAUGCCCAAGGACUUAGAGAUGCUUCUCAGGACCACCUACUUGGGGACAAUCAUGAUGCUGAACCCGGCUCUCAUGGAGCAUCCUCUGUCGCUGGAGUUAGAGGUCACAUCUCCUCCUCGCUCCACUAUCAAGACCUCUGGUGCCAGUGUGGCCGUCAACUGUAACGUCAAAGUGUUGGUUCUUCCUCCAGGAAAACCAGCAGUCCAGCUCAGCAGCAUGACCAUGGAAGGCAAGUUCAACGCAAAAGUAUCGAUGAAGGGCAAGCGCUUGGCCAUCCAUUUAGAUCUGAGAAGGUUCAAAAUUUUCUCCAAUCAAUCUGCUCUCGAGUCUUUGGCUCUUAUUCCACUGCAAGGUCCGCUGAAAACGAUGCUGCAGAUAUCAGUGGUGCCUCUCAUUAACAAUUACAUUAAGCGAGGUGUGCAGAUCCCUCUACCGGACGGGAUAGACUUCAUCGAAGAGGUGGUCGAGUAUCACAAUGGCUACAUCAUCGUGGGGGCAAACCUACACUUCAGAACAGGUCUGAGAGAAAUAAUCGAGAGGAAGCUGUCGGGUGAAACAGACAACUCAAUUUAAGACCAGAGAAGAGCCGCGCUAACAUUACUGCAUGUGUAAAGCCAUGCACAGAUACUAAAAUAAGGAGCAAUAAAUGGAGAACUAACCUUCCAGCAGAAGCAUGAUGUUUGUUAACUGUACAGAACAUUUGAUCCUCAAGACCUGCUAUCGUUACGGUCAACAUCAACUCUAAAUUUGCCCUAUUUAGUCUGUGAAUACGCAUUCCUGGUGUAAUUGUGUGCAAUCUGCACUUUACUCUGAAGAAAAAAAAAGUGUAUUUAUAAUCUUUGAAUUUCAUCUGACAUGCUAUUUUUUCCCUAUUUAUAAUGAGUGCAAAUGACCAAACUUGUUGGCAAAGGCUGUUUUCACUAUUGCUUAGGUAUUUCACCUUUAGCACAAAUAGCAUGUUACUUCUAUUUACACUUUGUGCAAACAGCAUCUAUCACUAUUUGCUCUCAGUGUAAAUACAGUCUAACUUUUUACACAGUGUAAAUAGCUGUUGCAUAACGAUUACACCAGUAUAAGCAAAUAAGUAUAUAUUUACAAAAAGCAGCGUUACCGUUUGGAUACGUAGAGAUGCUCUUGAGGAGAGCAGAUCACAAACCAAUACAGAGUUACAUUCAGACAUGACUCUGUUCUACUGUUAAACACCCACCCAAUUAAUCAGUGCAUUAAUAUGAAGAACCAAACUACUUUAUUCACAUUUCAGAAGCAAAAUGGGUUGCAAAUGCAGGUUCAUGUUGACUUUACACAAGUGACUGAACCCCAAAAACACAUGUACAACUCUUAGAUGUAUAAAACAAAAUGUAUUUGUACUUUUAGUUGAAUUUUAUAAUUUUUUGUACAAGUUUUAUCGUAUAUUGAUCGUUUAAUGUGAUUGGUUUGCCAUCCUCAUAUGUGAAUGAAAUAGCUGUACCUCUUUAUUAAAAUUACUUGUUAAAAAUCAG
Sinocyclocheilus rhinocerous is the source of this 2543-nucleotide messenger RNA. RefSeq names its product phospholipid transfer protein (gene pltp). NCBI's taxonomy places the organism in Eukaryota, Metazoa, Chordata, Actinopteri, Cypriniformes, Cyprinidae. The coding region runs from base 157 to 1617 and encodes 486 amino acids. Gene Ontology annotation, molecular function: phosphatidylethanolamine transfer activity; phosphatidic acid transfer activity; ceramide transfer activity. The transcript is spliced from 16 exons. Gene Ontology annotation, biological process: phospholipid transport; ceramide transport; high-density lipoprotein particle remodeling. The record is from RefSeq and is a predicted model, not a curated record.